Lottia gigantea (owl limpet) is the source of this 2939-nucleotide messenger RNA. RefSeq lists its product as hypothetical. NCBI's taxonomy places the organism in Eukaryota, Metazoa, Mollusca, Gastropoda, Lottiidae. Gene Ontology annotation, molecular function: mechanosensitive monoatomic ion channel activity. The record is from RefSeq and is a predicted model, not a curated record. Gene Ontology annotation, cellular component: plasma membrane. The transcript is spliced from 14 exons. The coding region runs from base 1 to 1833 and encodes 610 amino acids.
AUGACUGGAUUAUCUACUGAUAAGUUGACUUUACACAUCAUGAAUCGAGUAGGACAUUACGAUGUGGAGUCUCUAGACUUGGAUAAUGCGAAUGGUGGAGGGGUAUAUACAUCAAGCCCGGGAUUUUCACCAACACCAAAUGGUUAUGAUGGAAGAAAAUCUAUCAUCAGUAAUAAACGUCUUCACAGAAGACAAUAUAAAGCACAGAGUAAACAUAAUAUACAGUUGGAUCAUUUCGUGAAAACACCAUCACUAUCACAAAGACUUCGUGAGAUUAGCCAAGAAGAAAAACUACAACUGCGAUUAAAGAAAAAAAAUUCUAAAUGGUCUGGAAGUCUGCCAUGUUGUUCAUCACUGAAGAACUUAAGAGAAAAGGUUGAGUUUUGGGGAAGCUCUAUCAGGUCUAUUGAAGGUCAUCAAGGCACUGGUGUCAUUUCCUUCUUUAUAUUAUUACGAUGGUUAUUUGGUAUGAAUCUGGCUUUAUUUGUGAUCAGUUUUGGAUUUUUAAAUCUACCAAUCUUAUUGUUUGAUCAACAAUCAUAUUAUCUUGGUGUAGAAGAGACGUUUAUUGAACAAUGUACAGCUAAUUAUACUGUUAAAGUAUCAGAUGAUGGUUUACAACUUUUUCUUGACUUUUUUCUUGGCAGUGGCUGGAUGGAGAAGACACCCGUAUUUUUUGGGUAUUAUCCAGGAAAAUAUAUGACAGAUGGCUCAUAUAUUUAUAACUUCCCACUGGCUUAUUUAUUUGUUAUUAUUAUAUGUUUGUUAUUAUCAGUAUUCCUCAUGGCUAGAUAUUCUGUAAAAGCUUUCAGAAAAAAUGCUUUAGCCGAUGAACAAGAUACGUUAUAUACAGCAAUGGUAUAUUGUAGUUGGGAUUAUUCCUUGAAAUAUGAAAGAGUGUGUGAGACUAAGAAACGCAAACUUCGUUACACUUUAGCAAGUGAAAUGCAAGAUCAACGUUUCCUGAAAAACAGAGAUGAGAAAAUGGAACAAUGUCCCUAUCGCUGUAUGCUAUAUCUUGUUCGAAUUAUUGUGAAUCUAUUUGUCAUAGCGUGUUUAGGCGGAGCAGGGUAUGCUAUUUUUAAAGCAAGUGAAUUCUCCAGUUCUUGGACCACAGUGAAUACAGUAGAAUCUGGUACCAACAAAAUCCUGCUAUUUCUGGUAGAAUUUCUACCAUCUAUAACAAUAACAGUGUUAAAUGCUGUGUUACCACUGGUAUUUGAAAUCGUAAUUAUGGCUGAGAGAUAUACACAAGACUUUGUCAUCAAAUUAUCAUUAGUAAGGACAGUAUUUCUGAAACUUGCCUCAGUAGCUAUAUUGAUAGCGUCUAUUUACACUGGAGUUAUCAGCUGUACAACUAAAGAUAGUUGUGGAUCCAUAACAGCUCCCUGUCCAUCUAUAACGCUCUCAGCAUUGUACGCAUGUGAACCACCCAAUCGACCCUACAGAACAACAAGGAAUAACAAUUUCUUUAUGAUUGUAUUGAUAUUUACCUUCUUUUUAUCCAGCUUCCCUGUUAUUUAUGCCAUAUCAAACAUAAGUUCCUCCCAUGGAUGUGGACCGUUCCGAGUAUAUGACUUUCCAUAUAUGGUAGUAGGUAAAGGUAUAGAAGAUGUUCAACUAGAAGGUUUUACUAUCGCGUACACAAUUCUUACGUCGCCUGCUGUGACGUCAUCAUUAAUCAUUAUACUAUUGGUUUUGCUAUUCUACUGCUCGAAACUGAGAAUUGCUCACAAAGAUACAGUAAAGUUUCUGAGAGAUAAAAUAGUCAUUGAAAAUCACGACCGACAGAAUAUGUUUGAAGAGUUGAAGAAGUAUCGGAAAAUCAAAUAACUGCUUGCUAAUCAAAGGGAUAAACUAGAUUUUGUGAUAAAUCAACUACAGCCAUUUACCACUAUACUUUGUGAUAAAUUAACUCCGUCCAUUUAUAACCAGACUCUGUGAUGAAUCAACUCUGUCCAUUUACAACUAAACUUUGUCAUAAAUCAACUCCGUCCAUUUAAAACCAGACUCUGUGAUGAAUCAACUCUGUCCAUUUACAACUAGACUUUGUCAUAAAUCAACUCCGUCCAUUUAUAACCAGACUCUGUGAUGAAUCAACUCUGUCCAUUUACAACUAGACUUUGUCAUAAAUCAAUUCCGUCCAUUUACAACUAGACUAGAUAAUUCAUCUCUGCUCUAAUUGACUGUAUUCGUUAGUGUACAAUCCAAUCAAAUCGUUGCAUUCCGUGUUACAAGAAAAGUGUCUUAUGUUGCCAAGGUAUAAGAUACAACUUUUAUCAAUACAAUAUAUUAUAUGGUCUUUGGUGUCAACACUAGUAUGAUGUAUACUAUGACAGUAAGGAAUAUUUUUGGUGGUAGAAUGUUGACUUUCAACUGCCGAACUGAAUUAGGUUACUGCUACUAAAAAUCAUUUUGUGACAAAUAUUUUAAUUAUUAAUAUCAUUAGCAUAAAAAUACAUUUUUACAUUCCUGUAGAAGGUUGAAGAAGUAAGUAAGAAGUUCACAUCUUACCACAAACGACCUCCGUGAAAGUUACACUAGCGCUCUGCAACAUUUAGCUUACGGAAACUGCCGAGAAAUGCCGAAUGGUCCUACCAUUUUGGGGAUAAGUGUUAUAGAAAGAAUGAACUCUGUCCUGUAAAGUCUACUAUACAUGGAAGUGCUGCAUGAUAGGUUAAAUUUAGGGUAUGUGAACGUUCUCGCCUUCUCGGUGCACAUUGGCGUAACAAAUAGGAAAGGUUUUAUCGUCGACAUUUUGAACCCAAUCUUGUAAUAUUUCAACCAUCACGGGCCCAUUAACUAUAAGCAAUAUGUUGCUAAACAUUAAAUCAAACUCUGUGGUUCCAUAGCUUGUUUUUCUUCUUUCUGCCGUUUCCGUGACAUAUUUUUUGUGAUCAGUUACCUCCCUUGAACUAUUAAAAUUGAUUGGUCAAAUC